AAAUUCAUAUCUGAGUCUCUAAAUUUUCGCCAAAAUAAUUUAUUUACCCAGUUUUAUUAUUUGCGAUUUAAUGCAGCUGAAGCCAAACACGCUACUUGCUGAAGCUGAACCAAACGCUUGUUGAUGCGAUGCGCCAUGCCCAUCGUACUUGGCCGUUUUUUUUUUGUAUUGCCUUGCCAAUUGCCAUGCCAGUCAACAGUAUUUGUUUCAUCUCAUGAUUAUUUCGCGUAUACCGUUGUUGUAACACUUAACAUUACGUUGUAAAAAUGUAUAUUUAGUCCAAACAAACACGACGUCAAAUAGUUUAGUGUGUAAAAGGUGGCAGCCCAAGCUUGGUGGCCAAUUUCAUCGGAAAUGGCGAUGCCGGAGCAGUUUUCGCUUCGAUGGAACGACUUCCACUCGAACCUGUCCCAGGGUUUCCACGCUCUGCUGGAGGGCGAGGACCUGGUGGAUGUGACGCUCGCGGCGGGCGGCCAGUACGUGCACGCGCACAAGCUCAUCCUCUCCGUCUGCAGCCCCUACUUCAAGGAACUCUUCAAGAUGAACCCUUGUGAGCACCCAAUCGUGAUACUGAAAGAUGUGGCUCUAUCAGAGCUACGGCAGCUGCUUCAGUUCAUGUACAAGGGGGAGGUGCACGUCCGCCAACAGGAGCUGUCUGGCUUCCUACACACCGCUGAGCUUCUGCAGGUCAAAGGACUCACAGCUGGACGAGAGAAGAGCGAAUCGCCACCGCCAGCGCGCGCGAAAGACGAGCCAAUCACAAGCUUCAAAGCGGAACAGUCCAACGACAGCCUCACCGGUGACUGGGUGCCUGGUGGAGAGGACACCAUCGCUACUGAGGCCUCCGUGUCGCCAUCCAACAUCACAUCCGGGUAUGAAGAAGAGUCUGCCAAGAAGUCCAUCAAAAGAACGUUAAAGAACACGCCACCGAAGACCAACAUGAACUCGAAGAAGUCGAAAGCGGCGCGCCCGCCGCCACCCGUGUCACCGCACCACGACAGCAUCGAAUACACAUCCGACAGUGAGCCGCAACUGGACUACGACAGCGACCUGUACCACAGUAUUCUGGAGAUGCCCGACCCAUCCAAGGACUCCAUCAUCAACAUCAAACAGGAGGGAGGCUGGAACUGCAAAACGGGCGGCGUGAAAUGCCCAUCGUGCAACCGCUUCUUCGCGAACCGCUACAACCUAAAAGUACACAUCCGGGACAAGCACGACACGCUCGAGGGCACGCUGCAGUGCGAGAUCUGCAAGAAGCGCAUGCGCAACCCGAGCUGUCUGCGCGUGCACAUGUACCACCACCGCAAGCAGGCGGCUUACCUCGCCGCGCAGACCGAUCAGAUGCACAAACUGAUGCCCAACAUGAUAGUGGGAAAAUGGCGCCAAGACGGGUCCAUUCCAUCGACACCUAUCAAUCCUAACGAUUUUCGGGACCAGGAUAAAAAACUCAACAUGUCUGGCAAAUGGCCGUCGCUACCGCACUCUCCGAUGAAUCCCUCCGACUACAAAGAUGACAAGAAACAGAACAUGUCUAAAUGGUCGGGUGACCCGCCGUCGCCCACCGGCCCCGACUACAAAGAUCAGGACAGUGCGCAAAACAACUCUGGCGGUGAAGAAGGCCUGCCCCCCAACUCUGUGGACGUGGAGUUGACCGAGGCGGUGUAGCGCCGGCGACGACGGCGCAAAAACACAAGUACAAAAACAAUAUUCACGUCGGUUCCACAAACCAACACUCUUAAUUUUAUGUCUAUCACAAUAUUUUUACUUUCUUCAAACAUUCCAUUUUUUAGGCCUAUAAUUUUAUUUUUAUUAUUUUUACUUAUGUAUUUUUUUAUCCAUUUUAAAAAUGCUCAUUUUAAAUGUCGUUGGACAGUCUUCAAGUCCACGGAAUAGACUUAUUAAAGUUGAGGUCCGUUUUAUUAGAAAUGUAAAGUACAAAAGGUGCAUGCUCGGCUAAUGUUCGAGUCGCGAGUUAUUUGUAUAUUUUGAGAUCGCGUUGUUCGGAAGCGUACGUCGAGUCAACAAUAAGAUUUACAAUAUUCCCGCACGUAUGUUGUAGGAUCCAAAGACUGAGCGAAACAUUUUACUCGAAAUAUUGCUAUUUAUACAUACAUAUAUACUCGGAAUUUAUACAUCCACAGGAUAAGGUUUUUAAAAGAUAUUUUUUUACAUUCAUAUAGUUAGUAUCGUAGUCAACGAAAUGGCUCAACACAAGAAUUUAAUAUAAGUAAGUAUAUAUUUUACCAUUUGUUCAACUGUUGGAAAUAUUAGGUUAAAAAUAAGUCUGAUAUUGAAUGUCAAAUCCGCCUCUUGAACAGUCUCAGCUUUACGUAAUGUAGGAAAAUAGUUUGUUAUAACUUUAUAAGCCGAGUCCGACAUUACAUCUGUAGAAGAGAAUCAUCACGAUUAAUCCAUAGGUACUUUAGAGUUGGUUUCGAGUAUCGGCUUUCCGUAAUAGUAAUAAGCAUGCACGAUUGGGGCACAGCAAACGAGGUAUUUAGACAGCUAGAAGAAAACGAGUAGUUUUAAAUAAAAAGUGGCCAUUCACUGACAAUAUAAGGUACAAACACUUAAAUUAUACAAUAAUUAUGCAUCAUGCAGAAACGAGAUUUAGCUUAGGAUGUUAAUAUUACAAUUUCUUUUAUUUCACGUACAAUCUAUGGCAACCGAUUAGAACAUUUUAGAAAAGGGAAGGCUCAGACAGCCGCCUACAGUGCACGUCAAAAUGGUUGCGUAGCCUAACAGUACAAAUGUGUAUAUUCAUUUUACGAACAAUUUGUAUGCUUUACGUAGUUUUAAGUAUUAUUUUAAGCAUUUGUGGACGUACAUUUGUGUCUGAAAUUCUGGUUUAUGGAUAAGCUCCCAAGAUUUUGAAGAUAUUUUAUACCUCAUUUUUCGAUUGCCUUUUUAGUAAGAUAAAGAGUAUUCCCCCUGGUUUUCCGCAUCACACUUGACGGAUAAGCAGUUUGCAAACCUUUAAAUAGCUCUGUUAUUAUAAUGUUAAUAAUUUUGAGUACAUAACUUGAUGUGAACUUCACAAGUUGCAUCAGUAACGGAUACACAAGUGUUCUUAGGAGACUCGAUUAUAUAGCUUUAAUAUUUCAUAAUAUACAUACUUAUAUAUAUUUAUAUAUAAUAAAGAUUGUGUCAUAGUAACGAAUGAUAAAAAGAGAAGCAGGCAGGCGGUGGCCGCGGCCACCGCGCGGGAGGCAUGCGCGGCGACAUAUUUCAUAUAUUUAUAAAACAAAUAGAAAUACACGCGACUUAGGAGAAGGUUGUUAUAUUUAAAAUUAAAACGUCCAUUAUUAUGAUGUAUGUUAUGGCGGUUUGGGUAUUUUCUAACCAUUAUUCUUAAGAGGUAAAACUAACAAGCAAUUAUUGAAAAAGUAAGGAUUUACGAAUUUUUCUACAUUCCACUAGGUGUAAGGAAGCAUAAUCAACCUGACACUUACUUUAGAUAUUAUUAUACAUAUAUACGUUUUAAGAUAUUAUUAUAAGCGUAAAAUAAAACUAAUUUUAAAACGAAAGGAGAUUAACAAUUUUAAGUGAUAUUUAGAGUAUACUUGGAAGUGAUUGCUUGUUACUAGGAUGAAUGUUUGAAAUGUAUCCACAAAGUCAUGAAGCAAGACGCAGAAUGUAGAAUACCACUUAAAUACUCGUUACAUUCCAAGUGUAAUCACUUCCAGGUUAAGUCUAACUGAAUAUUUUGGUAGCUCGUUAAUUUUAGCAUUUAUAUGUACGUUUUUACCAAAUUUGUUAUAUACCAAUGCUCUUACGUAAGACGAUGCGAGAAAUACAUCGAUAGGUGCAUAGCCUUGUCGUUAGAUGUGCAUGUAUUCCAAUAGUCAAGUCAACCUAGUACAACUUUUAAUGUGUCCAUAUAAAAACAAAAACAGUAUAACAUUUAAAGAAGACAAACAAAACAUUCCAAAAUUCAUAUUUAUUAAUUUUUAUCUCUCGAAUUUGAUUACAGCUCUUCUUGUUAUUAAUCAAAUUAUUUUAAGUGUUGUUUAAUCAUGCUCGAAUAAAAUUUCAAUUUGAAAAUUAUACAUAAAGAAUAAAA
Molecule: messenger RNA, 4063 nt
Organism: Plutella xylostella (diamondback moth)
Lineage: Eukaryota; Metazoa; Arthropoda; Insecta; Lepidoptera; Plutellidae
Biological process (GO): regulation of transcription by RNA polymerase II
Cellular component (GO): nucleus
Molecular function (GO): protein binding
Source: RefSeq, a predicted model, not a curated record